AUGGUUCCAUUUUUGCCCGAUGCCCAAUAUCAGUACUUCCCAAUUGUGGCCACCUUUGUGGCAGGCUACGCUGUGAUCGUACUCGAGGAGCAGACCGAAAUUAACAAGGCUGCCACGGCGUUGAUCUUGGGAGUUCUUGUUUGGGUGCUGGUUGGAACCGGCGUAGACAUGACGGCUUCCGAGUUUGACUCGGCGAUAGCAGAAACCUUGCAAAAUGUCGCCGAAGUCGUGUUUUUCCUGCUCGGGGCUCUGACAAUCGUGGAAAUUAUGGAUGCUCACAAGGGUUUCGACAUCAUCACCCAGGCCAUCAAGGCCUCCAACCAGAGGGAGCUGCUGCUAACAAUCGGCACCCUCACCUUUCUCCUCUCUUCCGUGCUCAACAACUUGACUGUGGUUAUAGUAAUGGUCUCGCUGCUGCAGAGGUUAGUUGAGGACGAGGACUUCCGCAUGAAGCUCGGUGGCCUCGUUGUGGUGGCUUCGAAUGCAGGUGGGGCCUGGACUCCGAUUGGGGACAUUACCACCACCAUGCUCUACAUAGGCGGCCAGGUGACCACUGUGCCGUUGUUAGCAAACCUGUUCGCCCCUAGCUUCCUAUGUUUGGUGGGCGCCAUGGGCUACGAGCUCAUGGUGAUCGACGGCAGCAAGCCGUUCGAGAGGACAAAGGAGGUUGAGACAGAGCCCGUAAAAGGUCAAGCCUUGGUCUUCUGGGGAGGACUGCUUGGGAUGAUUGGAGUCCCGGUGUUCACCGCCUUUACCAAGUGCCCUGCCUGGAGUGGGAUGAUGCUAGUGCUCGGCCUCCUCGGCCUUGUCACCUCCUUGCUCCACGAGCCGAAUGACGAACGCUACUCGCUGAAGGGCGCACUUAAGCGUAUUGAGGUCCCUGAUGCGCUCUUCUUCCUGGGUGUCCUCUUUGCAGUGGGCGGGCUGGAGCGCGUGGGCCUCCUAAAGGAGUUUGCCGUGCAGCUCGGCCAGCUAGUGCCCGACGAGAGCCUCGUCGCAAUUUUCCUCGGCUUCGCUUCGGCCGUCGUGGACAACGUGCCCUUGGUUGCGGCGACUCAGGGAAUGUAUGACCUCUCUGCGCAUCCGGCAAAUGCUGGUCUCUGGAAUCUCAUCACCUAUUGUGCGGCAACAGGUGGCUCCCUGCUUGUGAUUGGCUCGGCCGCUGGCGUUGCCUUCAUGGGAAUGGAGAAGGAGGUGUCCUUCGGUUGGUACCUGCGAAGUGUUGCGCCUGCUGCGCUAGUGGGCUACUUGCUUGGAGUUGGAGGUGUCUUGGCGCAGCAGUCGCUGGGCUUCAGCGUGAGCCUCUUGUUCGCAAGUGCAGGGACACAGGAUUGGAAGGCGUGGAAGUAG
Messenger RNA from Symbiodinium pilosum, 1350 nucleotides. The record is from the annotation of a GenBank genome assembly. Lineage: Eukaryota; Dinophyceae; Suessiales; Symbiodiniaceae.